AUGAAAGUGGAUUAUGCAACCUACAUGCUGACUGGUGAAGCCGAGUAUUGGUGGCGUGGGGCUAGGGAUAUGAUGGAGGCCGACCAUCAAGCCAUCACCUGGGAAUGUUUCCGUGGAGCUUUCCUGGACAAGUACUUUCCUGCAAGUGCUAGAGCUGCUAAGGAAGCACAGUUUCUGAGGCUCCGUCAAGGAGGCAUGACCGUGGUGGAAUAUGCUUCUAAGUUGGAGUCGUUGGCGAAACAUUUCCGCUACUUUCGUGGACAAGUGGAUGAAGGCUAUAUGUGCGAGCGCUUCAUUGAUGGGCUGAGUUAUGAGUUGCAGAGGGCGACCAAGGGGAUUGAGGCUAUUGAUAACGCAAGGGGCAGACACCAAGGUCUGAACAGGUCUCACCAAGGAGGUGGAGGUCCGACUAGGGCUAACCAAGGAAGGAAUGACAGAGGCAAGAAUUUUCAGAAGAAGCCGUACGUUCGUCUUCAGGGUAGGGGGACAGCUACUGGGUCCUUUUAUCCUACUGGGGGAAAUGCAAUUGCACUAAGAACCCCAUCUGUGAAUCGGGAGGAUGUGACUUGCUUCAGGUGCAACAAAAAGGGGCACUAUGCCAACCACUGUUCUGAGCGUCUUGGGGCGUGUUGGAAUUGCAACAAGCCAGGUCACACUGCUGCAGAGUGCAGGGCUCCUAAGGUUGAGGCUGUUGUGAGUGCUGCUGGGGCAAGGAGGCCUACUGCUGGUGGAAGAGUCUAUUCAAUUAUUGGAACUGAAAUUGAGGAAGACGAUGGUCUGAUCCGCAGUACCUGCGAAAUUGCAGGUAAUUCUCUUAUCGUGCUAUUUGAUUAUGGUGCUACACAUUCUUUUAUAGACUUAGCUUGUGCGACAAGGUUAGAGCUAGAUGUGUCAAAGUUACCGUUUGACCUGAUAGUAUCUAUCCCUACUUCUAAGAGUCGAGUAGCCAACGCUGCAUGUUUGGAGUGUCCUUGGACAUACCUAGGUAAGAAGUUUGUAGCAAACUUGAUAUGUUUACCUCUAGAGGGAUUGGAUGUAAUCAUGGAUUGGUUGUUCCACCACCAUGUUCUUCUUGAUUGCACCAAUAAGUUUAGGGGUGCUGUUGUUUUCUCGAAGAUUGACUUGAGAUCGGGAUACCACCAGAUUAGAGUCAAGGACGAGGAUAUCCAAAAGACCGCUUUUAGGACGCGUUAUGGACACUACGAGUACUCUGUGAUGCUUCUUGGAGUCACGAUUGCACCUGCUGUAUUCAUGGAUUACAUGAAUAAGAUAUUCUACUCAUUUUUGGAUCGUUUCGUGGUGGUGUUCAUCGACGACAUUCUAAUAUACUCGAAGGAUCAUAGAACGUAG
This is a messenger RNA of Lotus japonicus, 1350 nucleotides long. RefSeq lists its product as uncharacterized. The coding region runs from base 1 to 1350 and encodes 449 amino acids. NCBI's taxonomy places the organism in Eukaryota, Viridiplantae, Streptophyta, Magnoliopsida, Fabales, Fabaceae. The record is from RefSeq and is a predicted model, not a curated record. Gene Ontology annotation, molecular function: zinc ion binding; nucleic acid binding. The transcript has 3 exons.